Pocillopora meandrina is the source of this 5039-nucleotide messenger RNA. The record is from the annotation of a GenBank genome assembly. NCBI's taxonomy places the organism in Eukaryota, Metazoa, Cnidaria, Anthozoa, Scleractinia, Pocilloporidae.
CAUUAAGCCGCCUCACGAAUAGUUAUAAAGGGUUUUAUGGAGAGGAUAGAAAGGUAGAACACUGUAUUUGCCUGGGUACACAGAAGGCUAGCCCUAUUCUGUUUCGAAGGGUCGCCCAACGUAAACGUGGAACAAAUAUUGUGAUUCAACAAAAUACUUUAAUACCUCUUGGUCACGCUACCGCUUAUUUACAAUGCGCAAAUCAGCGAUCUCUAAAUUGUUUCGUGCUUUACCGGUCGCAAAGGAAACAAACUUCACCUCUAACUCUGUUACAACGAGUUUGUGACCUUGGAGAAUUGCCACGAGCAGAGAGAACCAUUUCGAUUUUGACACUUUCCUCGAUCUUCCGUGCGUUCUCUCGCUUUCGCUUAAAAUUUCAGGUAGUCUUCUGCUGUAAACCAUAAAGAUGCAUAGCAAACCAGGACAGAAAGAACCUAGCAUCUCGAUUAAGUUCGUAAGCGCCGGAUUAGCUGCUUCAGUGGCUGAAGCCGUCACAAUACCGAUCGACACAGCGAAAGUUCGACUUCAGGUAAGUGACUUUUAAAACAAAUCGCACGUUGUUGGUUUUUUAGGAUUGAAAACAGAACAUGUCAAAAUGAGACGCCUUUAUGAUUGGUAUUUUACACUUAUGAACACUAUUUUUAAGCAAUUAGAAGUUUCCAGUCAUUAAAAUAAUAUAUUGUAAUAAUAUAUCUUCUGCUACCAAGCGAGGUCAACACACCCGACAUGAAAGCUGGUCUAGUUAUAAAUUUUAACCUGAUCAAUAGCCAUCGCUUGAUCGUCAAUCGACUUGCAUUGAUAGUCACCUUCGUAAAGUUUAAGUUAAAGUAAUUGCAAAAUAAGCGAUGAAUUUUUAUAAAUGUUUCUUAAAUACAAUGCUUUCAAAUCGAUGUGUUCUAGUUAAAUACUGGUGAUGCAAUGCCAUGUGGAAUAAGAAUCUCGAAAUUUCCGCGUAGCCCUAUCCUACAUUAUGCAUUCAGUUCUUGGAUAGAGAAAACAAUGACAAAAAAAAUACAUUGCCAUCGAGAAAACAGAUUUGUUUUACAACAGUAUGGGGCUGUGCGGAAAUUUUAACAGAACCUCUAACGUAAUGAGACAGUCAGUGUGACGUGUCGCUCGCAUUACAACCUGCAGACGGCAAUCACGUUUCUUGUUUCGAAAACAACAUUUCCCUUACGCCUUUUGUCGUUUAAAAGAAAUCCAUACAAUGGUUUAAUAGUUAAGAUCAACGGGACGAAGUUUCCUUUUAUGGUGGUGCGUAGCAGCGGGAGGAAGUGAUUAUAAUUUUUUUGACAACUUGUUUAUAACAACCAAGUGUGCAAUCCCACGAGACAAAAGCGGACAUUUAUCAUUCAAAACAACUUCUCCAUAAGCCUUGAUUAUAACACUAACGGAAGACAUAAGAUUUCCAAGAUCUGAUCUCUAACUCACCCUUCUGUUUCGGUUUUCAGUUCUUUUUAAUUAGUUAAUCCUUUCAAUCCCAGGAGUGCCCAGAGAUUAAUUUCCCCUCGCGAUAUCAUAUUACAUACAUGACCGAGCAGAACGGUGUUGAGAAGAAGGAAAAAUAACAAGUAGAAAAUACAGUUAUAUUUCAACACCAAAUCCUAAGAUCUAAAGGUAAAAGAGAUGCAUGGUAGACAGUGAGAAAAAAAUAUUUUGAGUUCUUGCAAGUGAAAGGGGUUUAAAAGAAGUUAGUAUUGAAGUUUACCCCCCCCUUAACAUCCUCCAAAAGUCAUUGGUAAGAAGACCUGAAAAUGAGUUUUUUUGUGGACAGCAAUUUAUACAUUUCAACAAUUUGAAAGCAAGUAAUCAUCACUGAUGACUAGGUCUUUCUUAAGAAGUGAAAAGAAGGCCUGAUCUUUCCACAGAUAUCUUCAAUAAAUUAUUUCACUUCUUUGCAGAUCCAGGGUGAAAAUGCUGUCUUGGCAAAUGUUCAAAAUGGCGUAGCAACAGCAAAUUCUAAUGUCCAAUAUCGAGGAAUGAUAGGGUCCAUGAUAACUGUGGCAAAAACUGAUGGUUUUCGCUCGCUGUACAAAGGGCUUGUGCCUGGAAUUCACCGCCAACUUUGUUUUGCUAGCAUUAGAAUAGGACUCUAUGACACAGUCAAAAAAUUCUAUGGAGAUGAUGAUGUCAACAAUCCUAAAGUCAUAAAGAAGAUCCUAGCCAGUUGCACAACAGGAGUGUUAGCUGUAUCUGUUGCUCAACCAACAGAAGUUGCUAAAGUAAGGUUUCAGGCCGAUGGUUCAAGAUUUGGGUCUAGCAAGGCCUUAGAUGCUUAUAUAUCAAUAUUCAAAAAUGAAGGACUCCGAGGACUAUGGAAAGGUGCCUUUGCAAAUAUGGCACGCCUUUCCACUGUGAAUGCUUCAGAACUGGUUGUGUAUGACAUGGUAAAAGGAUUCUUUCUGAGAAAGAAACUCAUGGAUGAUGAAUUCCCUCUGCAUUUUGUUUCUGCCUUUGGUGCUGGCUUUGCUACCACAGUGAUAGCAUCUCCUGUAGAUGUGGUGAAGACACGUUACAUGAAUUCCCCACAAAAUACUUACAAGAGUGCCAUCCACUGCGCCUAUAUGCUGCUGAAACACAAUGGGCCUCUAGCUUAUUAUAAAGGGUAUGUUGUGCUGAAAUUUGUCUCUAAUACAACAAUGACGUUUUUAUUAGUAUCCAACUGCACCAAGUUGAGUACAAAUAAUGCUUGAAUUGAUUACAAAUAUCCUGUGAUAUUGGACAGUUGCUUAUUUUGUACAACAAAAAAAACUGUUUAACUGGUCAGCUGCACACACUAUGUUGUUCUACCUGCUUCACUUUUUCCACUUUUUAAGAAAUUUGCAUGAAAUAAAGCAAUUGGUUAAUGAUUAACUUGUUAGAUUUUUAAUGUGUAUUUUUACUCUUUGUUGGUAUUAUAACUCACCCUGCAGGGGGUUGUCAAAAUAAGGCAAAACUUGUGAAAAUAUGUAGUGAUAGUACACACUUACUGAAAAUCUAAUAUGUUUAAUUUAUUUCACACCCAGUCUCUAAUAUCCCUUCACUCAUUCAUCAGACUGAAAUUUCUGGCCAAGCACCUUAAAAUGAUACAUUUGUUGACAGUUCCCCAAGAGUUAUAAUCUUAUUAGCAAGAUAUAACAUUCAGAAACAUGUAGAAUUUCAGAGCUUAAUUUGGUCAGAGAUGUCAGUGUCUAACCACACUUGACCAUGGUAUUACUUUAUGUGAUUUUAUACAUCAUUUGAGAGAGAGGCCAGAUUUUCAAUAUGAAAUGUGGUAGCAAGAGAAAAGCAUAACAGCAAGAUACUACAUGUGGCUUUAUAUCUGAAAAAAAAAAAUUGGCUCACAUCAUUAAAAAAUAGUCAAAGAAUGCUGUGUAGUAGCCACGCCCCAGUUGUUCAAAGUUUGGAUAACUCUAUAACCCUAUCCACUGGAUAAAACCCUAUACAAAGGAUAAUGCUAUCUGUUUUGCUAUCAAGUAUCCACAAGUUAGCAAUUUAUCUGUUAAAUAGCAUUAUGCGACCUUUAUACAACUGGACCCAGAUAAUUAUCCUAUCUCAGAUGGCCAAUGAACAACCUGCAAAAGGAGGUUGCAACUAGUGGGGAGAGUUGCAAAUCAGAUCAUGGGAUUUAACAAGUUAACAUAUAUUUAAAUUUACUUCUUUGUCUUAAACCAUAGAAGGAACAACAAUCACAAUGGAGUGAAGCUAAAAGUUCUAAUGUCCCAUUAAUAAUUACUAGGCUAAUCAAUCAUUAUGACUUUAUUAAAUAUGAGUUUUUCCUUAUUUCUCUUUUAUUUUAUUUCAGGUUCACACCAAACUUCACGAGGCUGGGAUUAUGGAAUAUUGUUAUGUUUAUGUGCUAUGAACAGUUGAAGAGGCUGUUUAGUUCUUUCUCUUCAGAACACUGAUGAUGGCUUUUUUCUAUUUAAACUGGAUACAUAUUUAUUAUGUAUUUCUAUGUUUUUCAUUGGUGUCAUAAACGCAUUUUGAUCAUUUUGCGCUUGCUUAAUGAAUCUUCAGGAUUCCGAUUUUGAGCAUAAUAGGAAAGGGGAUUGGGUGUGCUAUAUGGCAAUAAUUUAGUGAAAUUGCAUCAUUUAAAUUGAGCAAUGAUUUUGACUCUAAUAGAGUUUGAUGCCGACUUUAAUUUGCAACUAGUGCAAAGAUGGGGAUGCAGCAGAUCAAUUACAUGUACUUGCACCAAGGGAUGUAAUAUCGAUUUCUUGCUCAUUUGCAAAGGAGCAAAAUGAAACACAUGGACACAGACGUGAACAUGUUGAAUUAAUGACAAGUUGCAAUGAAUGGGUUGGUUUCAAUCCAGAAAGUGUUGCAAAGGCACAUUAUGUUAAGGUAUUUUAAAUACAUUUUAAGAGAAGGCUUCCAAGUCACAAAAUUCUUCAAAAGUUUAAGUAAGAAAUUUGCAGAAUAUUUUCUGUAACGUCAAUUUCAAUGAAUUUGCAAAUCAGAGACAAAAAAUUAUGACUUAAACUCCCAACAAACAUCUUGUUCAUUGAUUUCCAUUAUUGGUUAUAUAAAAAGUUGAUCUGCAUCCUCAACCAAUCAAUUUGAUUCAAACAAUGAUAUUAGCAAAUGUAGUAAAAAGGGUGGCAUGUGUUUAAAUACUGAAACUUGAUCAGUACAUUCAAGUAAUGUACUGUUAGUAUGUUAUAGGUGUACUUCUAUUUAGUCACCAAGUUUGCUUUUCAAUCCCUUUAUUAUGAUUUACGGCUUUUAGAUUAGGAAGCAAUAGCAUAAGUAAUUAAAAAGGUCAAUAACAGUCAGUUGGCUGCCAACUAUGAACUACAACCUGCACUUUGAAAUUAGCAUAGGUUUGAUUAUAUUUGAUUUACUUUAUAUAUGUUAACCAAGUUGACAUUGUCAUCCCUCUUAAAGUAAUACUGAUACUGUUACAUUUCUUUCAAGAUAUGCUGGAAACUAUGCAACACAAAUGAGCAACAGUUGCCUGUUCUUGAAUGCUAAAUGAAUACAAGUGAAAGCUCUCUCACAAUCAGAAUUGUUGUAAAAUUUAAUAACCAUAUAUAAGCCUUUGUUAGGAGUUUGAG